This is a messenger RNA of Knipowitschia caucasica, 393 nucleotides long. Lineage: Eukaryota; Metazoa; Chordata; Actinopteri; Gobiiformes; Gobiidae. The record is from the annotation of a GenBank genome assembly.
AUGAGUGGAUUGGAGGGUGGGGGUGUGUGGGGGGAGAGGGGGGGGGGGGGGGGGGGGGGGGGGGGUGUUGAGUUGGGGAGGUGUUUGGGUCAGGAGUGGUGUGGGGUGAUGGUUGGGUGGGGGUUUGGAGGAUUUGUGGUUUUUGUGAAGAUGGUGUGCGGUGGAUGUGAUGUGGUAUGGGGGGGGGUGGGGGGGGGGUUGUGUUGGGGGGUUUUUGGGAUAUUGUUUAGGGGGGUGGGGGUUGAGUGGGUAGACGUGUUGUUGGGGGGGGUUGUGGGUGGGGUGAGUGUUGGUGGGGGGGGGGGGGGGUCGUGGGGGAAGGGGGGGUGGUGUGGGGGGUGGGGGUUAGUAUGGGGGAAAUAUGAGGGUUGGGUUUGUAUUAUAGGGGGGUAG